CUUGAACGUGAGUAUGGUAGAAUAGAGUGUGGUGAAGUUAACCUCGUCAGGCAACACUUUGCACGAGAGUAGUCAUUAUAUCGUAUAGUGAAACUGACUUUGCUAGUUCAGUCAUAACAAAUGAAGAGCUGAAAAAAUUUUCUAUGGUUGAUGGGGCUUUCUACUGAUUAUGUAUUAUGUUUUUUGCAGAAAAUGUUUCCUAGUAUUUUAAAACAGCUAAUUAGAAAUCGUACGGUAAUCAAACAAAGUUACUCCAGUUUCAAAGAUGUUUCUACAAAUGGUACUUCAAUAACACAAAUCCUAAAAAAUGAAAUUAUUCCCCUUAACACGGAUGAAAACAAGAAACUUGCGAACGACACUGAAGAAAAACUACCAACUACCAAAGAUCCAGGCGAAGCAAGUGUUGAGCUGUCAGAAACAGAUCGUGUCAGAGCCUUAAACCAGAGCACAGUGAGAGAUUAUAGCGGUGUUUACCCCUACAUCAGACAGGGAUCAAUAUUCGCAUCAUCAAUAAAUGACUCUGACUUCUUGAAAGAACUCCUUAAACUUGGAGUCAAUUUCUACAAAUUGGAAAAGAAUCUUGAAUCUAUUCCAUUUAUACAAGGUCUAAGAUUUGAAGAUGUUAAAGAUCACAUUAUAUUGUUGAAAGAACUUGGAUUAGAAACACAUGCCAUAGGAAAUGUUAUUACAAACAAUCCAUUUAUAUUGAAAGAAGACCUAGAAGACUUGAAUGUUAGAGUGAAUUAUCUACAAUACAAAAAAUUUACUAAUGCUAUGAUUGCCAGAAUAAUUGAGAAAAACCCUAACUGGUUGAGUCAGAGCACACAAGAAAUAGAUAAUAAAUUAGGCUUUUUCCAAAGUAAUUUCAAUCUAUCUGGAGAUGAAGUUAGACUUUUGGCAGUAAGUUGCCCCAGAUUGGUAACAUGGGAACUAGAAAAAGUGAAGUUAAAUAUAUUUGUACUAAAAGAAGAAAUGGGACUUCUACCAGAAGAAAUGAAAAAGGUUAUACUUAAGAAACCUAAAAUUUUCCUUAACGGGCAACACCGCCUCUUGAAAACGUUUGAUUAUCUACAUAAUACCAUGAAAAUAGCUAUUGAAACAAUAGUUGAAACACCAGAAAUACUAACAUGCAGGCAAACCAGACUGAUGCAGAGACAUAUGUUCCUUGAAAAGCUUGGCAGAGUACAGUAUAACCCUAAAAAACCAAAUUAUGUGGCUCUUACAACAUUGGUGUCAGGUACAGAUUCUCACUUCGCAACUGAAGUAGCGAAGUCAUCGGUAGCAGCAUAUAACGAGUUUUUAAAGAGUUUGUAAUGUAGAUAAUUUUUGAAAUGAUAAUAAAGUGUUUUUUUUAAUAUGAUCAA
Molecule: messenger RNA, 1364 nt
Organism: Acanthoscelides obtectus
Lineage: Eukaryota; Metazoa; Arthropoda; Insecta; Coleoptera; Chrysomelidae
Source: the annotation of a GenBank genome assembly